UUGGUGCGUUUCGUUUGUUCGUGCGUUCGUUCAUUCGGGCGAGCGGGUGUGUUGUGUCGCGCUCGCCGUGCCGCUGCCUGUGACGCGGUGCGGUACAACCAUCGGGUGAAGGGUACCGCGAGCGGAAGGCACGGCCGUGGCUGGUCGCUAGACGGGCGUAGGCGAGGUUCCGUGACGGCCGUUCGGUGGCGCAGCAGAAAUUCCCCGGCUGGCGCGGGUUGGUCGACGACGUGGUUGGUGUGCGUGCAUUCUCCGUCUCGCUCCUGUGCACGACGCUCGGAUCUAGUGUGCGUGGCUCGCAGUGUAUACGUGUACGUUACUCGGCCGUGCGUACGCGUAUCUGCCCCGAGAGUCCGUCCGCGCCUCGACUUGCUGACAUGGCGUCCUAGUGCCGCGCACGGCCCAAGUUACACGUCUUCUCGCACACUACGGGAACGGGAGUUUCACCCUCUUUUUCUCACCCCGUGCUAUUGUCGUCGUUGAACCGCAAGGAUGCCAAGGUCACGAGAACGACGGACACGAUAAUCCGCGGCCCAUGAGGAGCAGAGCAGUACGAGGGCGAGUAGUAGAAGGAGCAGCAGCACGAGCGAGAGCGAGCGGUUUCGUCGUAAAGGGUGGUGGAGGCGUGGUGGAAGAACAGACGAAGGAACGAGGACGACGAAGUGGCGGUGGCAUCAGCAGCAGUGACAGUGGCGGCGGCGGCAACGCGGCGACGAACAGCGAGGUCCCCCCAUGUUAGCGGACAUCAACGGAAACCUGGAUUUGAGAAGCGAAGCGAUGGCGUCGCAGAGAUUUUGUCUGCGUUGGAACAACCAUCAGAGCAACUUGCUCUCCGUCUUCGACCAGCUGCUACACGACGAAUCUUUCGUCGACGUUACGCUGGCCGUCGAGGGACAGUUACUCAGGGCACAUAAGAUGGUGUUGUCGGCGUGUAGUCCCUACUUUCAGGCCCUGUUCGUUGGCCAUCCCGACAAGCACCCGAUAGUCAUUCUCAAGGAUGUCCCGUACGUGGAUAUGCGCAGCCUUCUGGAUUUUAUGUACCGUGGUGAGGUGAGCGUCGAUCAAGACCGAUUGACCGCAUUCCUGCGGGUCGCCGAGUCGCUGAGGAUAAAGGGCCUGACCGAAGUGAAUGAGGACAAGUGCGACAUACCGAGCAUCACAUCAUCGUUGUUGGGUGGCAGUCAGAAUGCGGUGGCACCACCGCCGCCCAGUCUCCACCGGAUCAACCAGAUUGGUGGGCAUCAUCAUCAUGCGUCGCAGAAAAGGUUUCAUCACAUGUCCAGCCAUCCGUUGCUCGGCUCGGCGCUAACAGCACCCAAGAGAAAGCGUGGCAGGCCUAGGAAACUUAGCGGCUCGUCGGACACGCCGAUCAGCGAAGUUAGUGGCCAAGAUCUACAAUCUUGCUCGGGCGCCGAUCUGGUCCAGGGCUCGCCCGAGAUGAUGGAGAUGAAGAUGGGCUUGGACUUUCAGAGUGAGGUCAGCGGCAACGGCAACGUCAGGAGCGGCGCGUCGUCCGCCAACAAUUCUGGCGCAGCCAGCAAUCCCACCGGUACUGCAUCGUCGAGGAGAGACGAACCAACGGAAAACGGUACCGACACACCGGAACCACCGCUCACGCGGGUCAAACGCGAACCGGAACCGACACCCAGCACCUCGCAAGCUUCAGAUGAGACAUUCGCGCGGCCGCACAGUAGACAAGGGAGUGAGGGUUUCAAGCAAGAACUGGAGGAGACGUCGAGUGGCGGUGGCGACAGCGGCGAACCGCCGACUCACAUCCGCAUCAAUUUUGAACGGUGCUUUCGCAAGGAGUUCAGCACGUCAACCCUGCAGGGUAAGGGUACGUCGACCGCCACCGCCGCCACGAUGGGUGACGAUCAGCAACAGCAACACUCAGACUCCGAAAUGGAGACAAAGACGAUGUCGAAGGACAGCAUAAGCAGUGCCAUAUUUAGCGUGAUGGCCGGCGAGGCAGAGAUUAGUCAGAGUGACUUCGAGGGUUCGUUCAAGGCCGAGAACGAGCGCACGGAGGGAUCCGUACGGGAUUUCUGCGUGAAGGAGGGCGACGUUUACCGGUGCACCGUGUGCCAUCGCACGUACACACACAUCAGCAAUUUCUGUCGGCAUUACGUCACUUCGCACAAGCCUAACGUCAAGUACUACCCCUGCCCGGUCUGCUACAAAGAGUUCACCAGGAAAGACAACAUGGUCGCCCACGUCAAGAUCAUACAUAGCAUUAAGCCGCAACUGAGUCUCAGUAGCAAUAGUGGCAGUAGCAGCAGCAUGGGCCAGCCACGGUAGACCACCGCCGGCUGGUCGCCUUCUUGUCCUGCCUUCUCCCUCGGCCCACGCUUUUUCGGCUCCAUGCGAGGGCCCGUGACGCCUGAAACGCUAUGAGAUUUCACAUAGUAUCGUGAUAUUAUGAGAUAGGUUUCCAAGAAUUUAUGCCAAGGCUUUUUAGCGACUUUAGUAUCAGGAUUCUAAAACUCAGAAAUUGUCGUGAUACGGUCGCAAAAAUAUCAUCGCAUAAUCGUCGCGAUAAAAUAUCAGGAGAUUCGUUCAACGAAUCAUGGGUCGCUUGUCCAGAAGACGGGACCAAGGAACGUAAAAGCGAGGGAGAGGCAGAGAAGCUCAAGGAAAACGCGAGAGAGGCCGGCCGAAACGCCUCAAAGUCAGUGCGCUCCUGCGAGCGAAAAGAGAGGAAAUAAUAAAUAGGUAGAUAGAGAACGCGUAAGCGGUUAGAUAGGUAGGCAAGCAGGGCUGAUUUUACGGAACGGGUGGAUUGGAAUGACUAUAGAGGAGGGAUGGGGAUACACGGAGCGUAGUUGGAUGUGCAAGAUUCAAGCUAUGAAUGUCGUCGAAGAAAUACGCGGUUAGUCUGCACGCGAGCGUUUCCUGGCGGGAUUUUCGGCGUGGACGCUGAAGCUGUCACGUUCGUUCGUAACGUGAUGCCGCAUAAUGCGCCGCGAGCGCGAAGUGCGGGUCUGACCAAGUCCAGUACGCGUUAAGAUAAAAAUUCAAGCAGCUAUUAAAGCUAAUAUCUACGCGAUACUUAAAUUAUUAACGAGGUGUGCCAACGACCCGUGAAAUGAUACCUUAACGGUAUACUUGGUACUCUCUAUUACAGUAGGCGUUAUUGCCUACGACGCGCGUGAUCCUGCCCUGGAUUCUAUUCCCGCUCCUGGUCCUGGUCCCGAUCCUGAUCCUGACGUUAGCUCUAGUUAUCUUUUAUCAAUUUCCGUGCCUUUGUGGAUCCACAACGCGCACGCUACUGCAUUUUGCGGCAUGCGACAUCUAAAAGAUUGCGAAUUCUAUUUCCGAUGGAAGCGACGGAAGUCCCAGAAACGAUUCGCUCGCGCGCACGCGUAAUACAAGCAACGGGCAUUAAAGUUACAAAAUGAACGAGCUUUACCGUAUUCGCCUUGAUAAAGAGGGACGAAGCGGCUCUAAAAAAGAAAAAGAAGAGGCUUUGCACUGCAUCAAAGAGUUUACACAAACCUAACUUACGCGCUCGUUGCAUCGUCUCAAUACGGUUCGUAUAACGAGUGAUUAAGAGCAGUUAUCGCAUAGUGAAGAGAAACGUCACAUGUAAAUUCGAAUCAACACAUAAAGACAGGGGGAGAAAGAGAGAAUAUAUUUACUAUCGCCUGACUAUAUUACUUUGCAGAGAGAGAAUCAAACUCGCCAGCUGAUGGCAGCUCGGUGAUACAUUUCUUACGAGAUGCAUGCGUUCGCGCGCGCGUUUUGCCCUUGAUACUUCGUACUCGUCUCCCGAACAGGAGAGAUCUGAGUGGAAAGUAUUGCUAGGGAUCAUUAUCGUCACACGUAGCAAUAAAGAAGCAACGCUCGUGAUGUUAAAAAACAGGGAGACGCAUCAGUUACGUACAGUAGUCCGUUAUUCAUAUUUGUUGAGCCUUUUAAGGGAGACUAGAUCAAGCUUAUGAGAAACUCGUCCUAUAGAAGGAUGAAAGGGAGCAAAUCGGGGCGAUACGCGCACGCAUGCGUUAUAAAUAAUAAGGAAACUACGUAGACUGAGUAAAUGCAAUAUAUAUAUAUGUAUUGAUGACCGUUCGCCAUGUUGUUGUUGAACCGUUUUGGGUCGCGAAUGUUGCGAUGAAGCACAUUUUGGAGCACAGAGCCAGGAGGGAAGCGGUGAUGAUGGGGGUGGAGGGACGGAACGGAAAGCGCAAUCUCGCGAAAGACUGCAGAGGGACGGUUUUAACGACACCAAAUACAAGAUAGUACUGACAUUGGAUAGACUGAAGGCACCUUAGUAGUAACUUAACGCCGCCCGCCACGCCGCACCGUCCCGUCCGCUUGGUCGGAUUCGCUUCCGGGAUGCUUUUAUUUACUUGUUUGCUGUGUUUAACCACAUAUUCUGCUUGUCGUUAGAUCGCGCCGUUAGAUCAUUGUCAUCGAAGUUACCAGAUCUGUCUGCCGAGAGAGCUUUCACCGACAGCGCCUUUUUAUUCCGAGUGCAAUAGUAGUUUUGCGUUUUAACGUCACGUUUUAUCAAUCAAACGGUGUGAUUAUCAAUUACACAAUCAAAGAAGAAUUACAAAAGAAGCAAUAACACGUGUGAUAAUACAAUAACAGGAAAGGAAAAAUCUAUCAUGAUGGAUCAUUGAUACUUUAUUCGGCGGGAAAGAUGUUCGCGAGAUUCAAAUCAUGAACGAUCUCGCUGAUCGGCUGAACAAGAGCUGCGCGGUUGGUGCGGUAAUGGCGGUAGAGGCUUAGUCGCGAGAGAAAGCACUAAAAAAAAGAAGAUACGAGAUCGUAGCUUACUAUAUUUUGCACCUUACACUCCGUCGGGCGCCCUCCCUCCAUGAGAGGGGCAAGACGAUUUAUAUACAAAUUUUUCACUAGUUGGGCAUAGACGUUAGACGACUAGAGGCUACAUAAUGAUAACUAUAACUAUUAUCAUUAUUAUUACUGCUACUAUUAAUUAGUUAUUACAAGUAACGGAGACUUUCGUUGUUACUUUAAUGCGCGGCAGGUUCUGGGAUGGGCGUCGCCACGCGCAAUCGACCAGUGUUGUUCGUUCGUUAUUCAAGAGGUAUUUAGCGUUGCAAAGAUAACAAAAGAGUAUAGUCGUAAGGACCGGAUCAUCGCUGCGAGUAACAGUGGGCCUCGUGAUACGAUCUCUCCGUAAUAAGUGCUUUCGAUUGUUUUACCGGAUGGGGAGACGCUCCAAAACAUCAGGGCUCCAAAUUUUCUAAAGUUGAAGCAAUCGAUCCCGAGACUGUAGAGCAUUUCUUCGCGAGAGAUUUAUACAUAUAUUUAAAUGGAAUAUAUAUCAAUUGUAGAGUAUUUCCCCUUGUGUAGUGUUGGAGCAAUGGCUCGCAGUUACCGAGAGCACUCGCUCCGCGAGGUUUCAUUCACGGGGCUCAGUGAGAUCGCGUCGCGAUUCGAGUGUACUUUUAGAGGAAUAGAGAGGGUUCUAUAUCUAUUAAUUAGUCAGAGGCAGCAAAGAUAGCAAAGUAGACUUAGGAGGGUGAAAGGGAUACGGCGAGUUGUUGGGGUAAGAAGAAAUCGGAUCGGGGGCAGGGUUCGUUUUGUCGACGUUAAGAAGAAGAGGGAUGGGUGAUGGGCCGUGCCGUACAGUUUCGCGCGCACUCAGGUCAAUUAUCCGCGAUACAUUCAAAACUUUGAUGGACCAAAGAGCUUUUUAUCGACCCUUGUAGAUUAUUCACCCCGACGUGAGAGACGUAAGUGUCUCGGAGAAAUCUCGCGCGAGCCUCCAAGCCCAGAAUAUACGGAUGUAGUAACAUGGACUGUUCUUUUAAUAUUUGACUUGUAUUCUUCAAUUUUUAUUGUUGAGAUUGCAAAGCAUAAAUAGAGCUCAAUUUUUCGAUUUUAAUUUACUAGGUCGGUGCAUAAGUUCUAGCUAUUCAGAUAAAAAAAUCGGCAAGAACUUGUGCACCGACCUGAUAGAAUAAUACAGUACAAUCAACUUAUAGUCGCGGUAUAUUUGCAUUGCCAAUGUCGGUCUGGGACUUUGAGGCUUCGCUAUCAGGUCAAUUACUAUCCGCGUUAUUCGAAACUUCGAUGGACCAAAGAGCAUCUGAGGAUCCCGAUAGGACUCCCUAAGCACCCUAGAGGAAUAUCGCAUGAGGGUGAAGGAGGAAGGCCCAUCACGGCCCAGUUCCUCACGAUGGGUUGUCAUGGCUCGUCCGGCAUGUGUGCGCGAUGACACGGCAGGAAAAUUUAGGGGAAUUGGAUGGAUUUUUACAAGAAAGAGGGAAAACAAGAAAAGUGCAAAGAGGCAGCGGCUAGACAGCUUAUAUCGAUUUCUAGAAAAAGGAAGCAAGCAAAUAAUAAUUAAUGAAUACACUCACGUUUGAUAAUCACUGAGAGGCUAAGACUAACUCAUUUAAUUAAAGGAUGGGCAAGAUGAGAAGAAUUAUGUCGCUCUGAGGCAGAGAAUCACUCACGAGAGAGACCGUCUGCAAGUCCCUUCGACGUGAUUGGCUAUUUUUCGGAUUUUCUCGGGACGUUGCGAUUUUUCGCGAAAACUUUAACACCUCGACUUGAUCAUAGUACUGUUUCGCGAGUGUGGACCUGCAGGGCUCUCGUGCGCGGUUUAGAGUCGCGAUUUUAAACAGUCUGUACAAUAAUUAGCUUUGGUUCACCCUAGUCGAUGUCUGCGUGAGAAGCGCGAAAAAGGGUGUGAGAACUGGAGAUUAUCUCUUUGGCGCGAUUCGCUUUCGUUCUCACAUUUCUGCAAUUUACUCUUACGCGCUUUUUCAAAUGUCUGCAUACCAAAGGAUCAUAGAUUUAUAUGUAUAUAUAGUACCUUAUCAUCAUUUAAAAUAUUCAUUAUAAAAUAUUCGUUCUUUACAAUCUUUCAUUGAAGUUUAGUUUGGCAUCUCCUUCGUGGUGAGAAGCUGGACCAAACGUCUUGGGAAGAUCUUGUUCAUCGUAAAAUUAAAAUCGAUCUAUUCUCGAUUUGUAGAGUAAGUCUUGAUAGCUUUAGUAGGUCUCCGAGCUUUUCAGAAUUAUCGCAGCUUUUAUUUGCAAUUUUUUUAAUACGCAGAAUUGUUCUCACACGACCAACGUUGGCAUACAUUCUGCCAGUAAUCUUCUGGCAUAAUCUUCGUGAAUGUUAUCACAUCCUUUUGUGGCAAUCAGGGCAGUUACAGAGAGCAAUUUGCGACCUGCGCGACUUGCGGCACGUGACAGUAGAUCGGCCGAUCCUCGUGCUCGUUCUGGAUUCCUCGCCUUGGCAUCGGAAGGCUCGUGAUCAGAAUAAAUCGCUGUUAAAGAAGUGCGAUGAAGAUCCAACAACUGAUCUUGAGGCACGUUGUUUAAAUUUGUAAUGUUUAAAGGGAGAGAGAGAGAAAGAGAGGAAAGAAAUUCGCUCACGUUCGUUGCCUUCGAUGUUGUUGAACUUUUAGAGUUAAGGUUGUUAAAAAGCGUUUUCAGUCGUUGCCAAUCGUGAGAGGGACAAUCGCGGGAGGGGCUUUUGCGCGAUUGACGGUACAAAAAAAGAAAAUACACACGUCAGGUCCCUGUAUAUUCGUACAAAAUUAGUGUUCAAAUUGUAAAAAGUGUUCAUAAUAGUAAAGGAAGAGAUGUCGCGCUGUGAGGAAUCAAUCUUUUACCGCGCGAGGAUGCUCGCUGUAUCCGCAACGCGUGUCGCAUCGCUCGGUCAAGUUUUAUUGUCGAAAAUUUCAUAUUUUCGGAUUCUCGGAAUCAAAAUACGUAGAUCGUGUGUUACAUACGCUCGUCCGGGCUUUUAGAUAAGCUUCGAGAGUCUGCACAUGGUACAAUCGGAAUUGGAUUCUGAUGUACGCUAGAUUUUGUUAAUAUUUGUUAGAUUGUACAUAUCAUGCGAAAUUUUAUAGUAUCGUUGUGUAUCUUCAAAUUUUAUAUAUAGCAUUCUCGUGUAUGUAUUUAUUAUGUUGUAAAAUUGUGUCGUGUCGCCCCAAGAGGGAUCCGCACGCAGAAUUCAUAAUCUGCACAACAAAUGCAACUUUCUGCAACUGCCUUUUACCUGCAUCUCGAGGGGAGCGCAACAUCAGCGUAAAAUCGGCACAAGAUUAUCGCUGUUGCGCUCUCCUGCGACCAUAACUUUCUCACGCUCGCAUCGCGGGUGGCGACGGUCUCGUCGAUGAGUUUCGGACAUGGUCGCUUUACACGUUUAAUUAAUGGAGUUUCAUGCAGAGACAGGUAGGCGAGAGACGAGUGAGCGUGGUAAUAAAUUACGAUAUAUACAUAGAAGAAUAUAUAUAUAUAUUAUAUAAAAAUAUGAAUAUAUUAUAUUUAUAUGAGUGACUCCUGUGCAAAGGUAUCGCGCCGGGAUUUUUCUCAUUUCGUUUUUUCGUUUGUCCCCUCCCUGUGGAAGGGACCACCAGUCAAUAUGUAUCGGUUAUUCUUGUAAGUUUCUCUUGCGCGACUUUUGCAAGGAGAAGCCGAUCAUUGCGAGAGAAAGAGAGGGAGAGAGAGAAAAAAGAAAGAAAGAAAGAAGUUUAAUUUACGAGGCUUAAAAAGCAGACUGUACUAUCGAAUAGAUUUUAAUAUAUAUAUAUUAAAGUAAAAGAUAUAUAUAUAUAUAUAUACAUACAUCUAUAUAUAUUAAAGAAAAGAAUCAUAGUUUAUUAUCGCAAUUAAAUUACCCACGGAUGUACACGUAUACGGAGAGAAAGAGAAAGAGCGAGAGGGAGAGAGAGAAAGAUACACAUAUACAAAUGAUACAUAUUAUAUAUAUAUAUUAUAUAUAUAUUAUUGCGAUUAUUAUUAUUAUUACGAUUAUUAUUAUUAUUAUUAUAUAUUAUAUAUAUUAACAGAAGUUAUAUCGAAUAUAUUUUAGCGCUAGUUGAUAAUACCUAUUAUAUAUAACGUCGUUGCAGUUUCGAGACGAUGCGUCAGAAAACGAGGGCAAAAAUAAGAAAUAAGAAAAAAAAAUGAAACAAAUAGAUGAGCCGAGAUCGAGGAUCGCGAGGACCGAAAUGGUCGCGAAAUUGAAAAGGUUCGCUCGAUCCCAGAAAUUUUUGUAAAUGUAAAUUAAAUACGAAAACGCGCGUUUUAUGUGUGUGAAUUAUAACGUGUUGCUCCUCAUGCGGGAUCCGGUGUUUUAACGCGCGAGCAGUCCCCCGGUUCGGUGCCUUUUUAAACGACAUAAAAUGACGACGAUGUUGGGGAGAAAAAAAGAAUACGGAGCGCUUGAAGAUCGUAGAGCAAGAGGGCGAAUAAAGAAAAAAAAGAAAUCGAGUAAAUUGUUAUCGCGCGCGCGCAUUUCUGUCCCUUCGUCGAAGGGACGGGAUCGGCGAUCGCAUUCUCAGUGCCAAAUAUAAAGGAGUGACUCGCCCUUCGAGGGGACGAGGAAUUAAUAAAAAAAAAAAAUAAAAAGAAAGAGAGGGCGAAAAUUUUAUAGGCAAUUUUUCUAGAGCUGUCGAGUCUUUUCUGACGCUGGGUAGACUUAGUAUAUUUUAUAUGCACUGAUUGUUCGACUAUGACUAUCGAUAAUAAAAAGAACGGUGUUCAAUAGAUUGUAA
Messenger RNA from Ooceraea biroi (clonal raider ant), 9494 nucleotides. It is a transcript of the gene ttk, whose product is annotated as zinc finger and BTB domain-containing protein ttk. NCBI's taxonomy places the organism in Eukaryota, Metazoa, Arthropoda, Insecta, Hymenoptera, Formicidae. Gene Ontology annotation, cellular component: nucleus. Gene Ontology annotation, biological process: regulation of transcription by RNA polymerase II. Gene Ontology annotation, molecular function: protein binding. The record is from RefSeq and is a predicted model, not a curated record.